Messenger RNA from Benincasa hispida (wax gourd), 1103 nucleotides. RefSeq names its product GCN5-related N-acetyltransferase 8-like. Lineage: Eukaryota; Viridiplantae; Streptophyta; Magnoliopsida; Cucurbitales; Cucurbitaceae. The record is from RefSeq and is a predicted model, not a curated record. Gene Ontology annotation, molecular function: N-acetyltransferase activity.
UUGCCUCUAUUCCUCACCUUACAAGUAAAACCGCUGCUUCAAUUUCUCAGUAACGUCACUCGGACCGAUCGGCUUUCAGUUUCUCUAGCUUCACCGAUAAUGGCCGCCGCCGCUCCUCCGCCGCCGCCCACCCCAACCCCGACUCCGCCCUCCACAGUUCCAGCCGAUUCAACUCCAAUUGGUCACCCUCUCUUCUCCCGAGUCCGUCUCGCGGGCCCCUCCGACGUCCCUCACAUUCACAAGCUCAUUCACCAAAUGGCCGUCUUUGAACGCCUCACUCAUCUCUUCUCCGCCACCGAAUCUUCUCUCUCCGCCAAUCUCUUUUCCUCUCCGCCGUUCCGAUCCUUCACCGUUUUCAUCCUCGAAGUUUCCCCUAAACCCUUCCCCGAAAACUCCCCUCAUGACUCUAACCCUAAUUACACCCCCGUCGUUCGCAUCAUCAAUUCUGACCUCCCUGUGGAAGAUCCAGAACGGGAGAUUUUCAAAUCGGAAAACGAAAAUGUUGUGGUUGCUGGAUUUGUUCUGUUUUUCCCCAACUUCUCAACCUUCUUAGGAAAGCCUGGCUUCUAUGUGGAGGAUAUCUUCGUGAGAGAGUGUUAUCGGAGGAAGGGUUUGGGGAAAGUUUUGCUGUCGGCGGUGGCAAAACAGGCCGUGAAAAUGGAUUACGGUCGAGUGGAGUGGGUGGUGCUUGAUUGGAAUGUGAAUGCGAUUCGGUUUUAUGAGGAAAUGGGUGCUCAAAUUUUGCCGGAGUGGAGAAUCUGUAGACUCACCGGCGAUUCUCUUCAGGUUUAUGGAAAUGAUAACUGAAAUUAGUGGAGGUUUUGCCUUUUCCCCCAUUUUCUGGCUUUUUAUUACACUUGAAGAAACUUGAGAGAAAUGCCUGAUGUAUUUUCCAUUUGGAUAUCUUCUUAUCUGAGUAUGGUUUUAGUUGAAGUUAAUCUCUGAAACGUUGCUUCUUUUUGGUGGUUGUUUGUUGAUCAUGUUCUGUUUAUCAUCUUCAUUUUCUGCCUUUGUCAUCAACAUUAUUCUGCUCCGUUCUGAUGUAGGUUUUUCUCGUUGUCUCUAAUUUUACUUAGAAAUGAGCAAUGAAAAAGUUUCUGUAA